GAGACGGACUAUCGGUUUAUUCCUUCUCUCUCUCUCUUUCUAAGGAGUAACACGUAGAGGCACCACGAAAUUAAAGUUACCUUGUUCCAUUUCUCUUUUGACGUUUCUAACUUCAACGAUUCUGCAGUUUUUUCGAUCUACCAACAACGGAAUCCCGAUCCCAGCAAUGGUUCAUAGCGAAGGCGUGUGUGCACAACCGCCUUCGACGAUGGCGGUCGCACCUCUAUCCGCCAUAGCCGAGGCCUUUGAGGACCUUGCCAAGUUCAGUGGCUCUGAGAAUAAUGGGAAUACAGAUCAACAAGAGCUUCGCCUCGACAAGUUUUGCCAUGCUUGCUCUCACGUCUCUGUUCUCUUUAAUUCACUUGGCCUCGUUUUCAAAUUCGCUGAAUUGGAGUACAUCUCCAAGCUUCAUGCGCUCAAGGAUGCAUCAAAGACAUAUGAAACUCUACGGGAUAUAAUUGACCUUGAUGUUGCAAAUGGGACUGUGAAAACACAAGGAAGCCUUUCACGUUGUCUACGCAGAGUUCGGCAGGGUCUUGACCUUGUCAAAGCUAUAUUCAAACAGUUUUUGUUAACUGACGACAGUUCUCUAAAAGAAGCAGCGUCAACAGCCUAUGCACAGGUUUGUGCUCCUUAUCAUUCAUGGACAAUAAGAGCGGCUGUAGCUGCUGGCAUGUAUGCACUUCCAACAAGAGACCAACUUUUGGUGAGGCUUAAUGAAACAAAUCAGUCAGCUGAGAAGAAAAUGAUGAGGUACAUCAAUGCCUCAGUUCCAGUUAUAGAAUACAUUGAUAAACUAUACCUUUCUGGAAAUAUUACGUUGGACUGGUGAAUAUAUAGAUAGAUAGAUAGAUAGAUAGAUAUCUCUUUAUCUCUUCUGUUCAAGGAGGGUUGUUUCAUGCUUUGCCAAACUUCCAAAAGAAGAAAAAUAGAAAACUCAACCCUAAGAACAAAGGAGAGAAGAAAUAGAAUGUUCUCUGUAUAUAUUUAAGAUGGCAGUGAUACCUAUGUCCUGUAUAACAGUGACUCCUGUAUAGAUUCUUCCAUUUGGUUGGUUUUUAUAUGAAGAAUUGAAGAUGCAUUUACGUUUGGACUUUUUGAUUGGUAUAUGAAGGGAAAUGGAUUCCAUGUUCAUUAUAUAGAAGCUGAGAUAAAUAUUAUGUUGUCUA
Molecule: messenger RNA, 1169 nt
Organism: Prosopis cineraria
Lineage: Eukaryota; Viridiplantae; Streptophyta; Magnoliopsida; Fabales; Fabaceae
Product: ACD11 homolog protein-like
Exons: 4
Coding region: 167-832 (221 amino acids)
Biological process (GO): ceramide transport; intermembrane lipid transfer
Cellular component (GO): cytosol; membrane; cytoplasm
Molecular function (GO): ceramide 1-phosphate binding; ceramide 1-phosphate transfer activity
Source: RefSeq, a predicted model, not a curated record